CGGCGGCGGCUGAGGUGGGGCGUCGCGGGCCGGCGGUGUAAGGCGGCUCCGCCAGCGCCGCUGCCGCCCAUCCCCCCUGCCCGCCCCGCAGGAAGCCAGCGCGCCGGCCUGUCGCGGCCUCUCUGGACGCGCAGCACGUCUCAAGAUGGCAGAAUUAUUUAUGGAAUGUGAAGAGGAGGAGCUAGAACCAUGGCAAAAGAGAGUGAAAGAAGUGGAGGAGGAUGAUGAUGAUGAUGAGCCAAUCUUUGUUGGGGAAAUCUCAGGCUCGAAGCCAGCUAGUACAUAUAUAUUGAACAGAGUCAACCUCAGCUCAUCACGAAGGGGGAUACAGAAUGGUGCACCCAGUAGAGGUACUGUUACUACAUUCAAGCCUGACAGUCACCAUUUUGCAACACCUGACUCCAGCCCCAGUGCCAUGCCUGUUUCAUCAGUCUAUCAGUCUGUAUCCAGACCUACAACUAGCUCUGUAGCAGUUCAGCCAUUGUCUAUACCAGUGAAUGUUUCAGGAACUUCACAAACACUGCAGAGACCACUUGCUGGAUCUUUGUCAACACAGCAGAUGCCUGGGUCAAGUUCUGGAAUAUCACAGCCUGUUAACAGACCUGUAAGCGUUCCAGUGACAACACAGCCAGUAUCAAGAAAUAUCACGGUUCCUGUAGUGGCUCAACCUGUAUCCAGGCCAGUGACUACUGUAACAGCACAGCCUGUACUACUCAAUCAGGAUUAUAUUAUGGAUUCUCCACCAGCUGCACCAGAUAAUACAUCUGGUAUACUGUUUGGUGUGAGACAGAACUCGGGAGUUCUACAGUACCAGACUGGGCCAGCAGUGAAUGUAACAGGUCUGAAUGAGAGUAUGUUUGUAUCUAAGCGUCCUGCUACUUCUGAAGGCAACAGUGUAACUCCAAAAAAGGCCAAGCCUAAUGAGGUUGGUGCUGGAAGCAGUUCAGAUGUUUCACCUACAGUUAACUCUCCAACAGUAACACCAUCACAAAAUGUAUCUUCAAAAGGUGCAAAUGUUGCAUCAAGCACCAUUAAAAAUGGAGGACCUUUUCCACGAGCUUGUCCAAAGUGCAAUAUUCAUUUCAAUCUUAUGGAUCCUCUAAAAAAUCAUAUGAAGUAUUGUUGUCCAGAUAUGGUAAAUAACUUUUUCCUGGGAAUGGCCAAAACAGAAUGUUCGAGCACAACAAGCAAGACUGCUGAAUCUGAGAAAGGAAAAUUGAUUAUGUUAGUUAAUGACUUCUAUUAUGGGAAACAUGAAGGUGACACCCAGCAGGUACAACAGGAGCAGAAGACUCAUACGACAUUUAAGUGCUUCAGUUGUCUGAAAGUUCUUAAAAAUAACAUAAGGUUUAUGAACCACAUGAAACAUCACUUGGAGCUUGAGAAGCAGAGCAGUGAAAGUUGGGAAAGCCACACCACCUGCCAGCACUGUUACCGUCAGUUUCCCACCCCAUUCCAGCUGCAGUGCCAUAUUGAAAGUACACACACACCUUAUGAGUCAUCUACGAUUUGUAAAAUCUGUGAAUUAUCCUUUGAAUCAGAGCAAGUUCUUUUACAACAUAUGAAGGACAAUCAUAAGCCAGGUGAAAUGCCGUAUGUUUGCCAGGUAUGCAACUACAGAUCAUCAGCUUUUUCAGAUGUAGAAACACAUUUUAGAACAGUUCAUGAAAACACAAAACAUUUGCUAUGCCCAUUUUGCCUCAAAGUAAUCAAAAUUGGAGCACCAUAUAUGCAUCAUUACAUGAGGCAUCAGAAAAAAGGAAUAUACCGUUGCACUAAGUGCAGACUGCAAUUUUUGACAUGCAAAGAAAAAAUGGAUCACAAGACUCAGCAUCACCGAACAUUUAGGAAACCAAAACAGUUAGAAGGAUUGCCUCCUGGAACAAAGGUGACUAUUCGAGCAUCUGUUGGAUCUCUUCAAUCAGGAUCAUCAGCUACAUCUUCUAUUAGUACAAGUACUUCCACAUUUCAGUUAUCACCUAAAGCUAAAAAUACAACCACUAAAAAUCAUAACAAAUCUAAUACAACUAAGUCAAAAGCAAAAUCAAAACAAACUACAUCAAGAAAGCAAAAUGCAUGGACCAACAGCAAAAAAAAAAAAGAAGUUACAAAUACAGCACUGCAUAAUCUAAGGUAUCGUUUGGGAGCUCACAAAUGUAUUGAGUGUUACUCGGAAAUAAAAGAUUUUGCAAGCCAUUUUCCUGCCUAUGUCCACUGUAGCUUAUGCAGAUACAACACGAGCUGUAGCAAAGCCUAUGUGAAUCACAUGAUGAGUUUUCACAGUGCUCGUCCAAGUAAAAGAUUUUGGAUCUAUAAGAAGCAUUCAGAAGAGCUACGAGGUGUGACUGUAGUGUGUCUUAAUUGUGAUUUCCUGACUGAUGUUUCUGGCUUAGAUAGCAUGGCCACACAUCUGAGUGAAAGCCACACUCACACGUGUCAAGUUAUUAUAGAGAAAGUUUCUGUAGAUAUCCCAACUGCUGAACAAGUACCUGAAAAAUUUCAAGACCUAGUUUAUCUGAAGGAAAAACAGAAACACCAACUUUUGAAAGGUAAAUGCAAUGAUCAGCUGCAUCUUGAAAUCAGCAAACAAGAGCAUGACUCUUCAGAUGAAACAAAAGAAUGCAAUAAAAGUCAAACUAAAAAAGUUGCGUCAGUUGAAAAGAAUGAAGACUCAUCGUUGUCAAAUACAGAAAACGUUCCUAGUUUGGAACUCCCUGACAGCAGCUCAAAGAAUUCUUUGCAUGACAAAGGAGCAUAUUGUGAUUCAGAUAAUAACAAACAAUUAGUAGAUGAGAAACAAACAUACAUUCAUAAUGAAAGUGAGUUGAAAACUUGCCAAAGUUCAGAUAAUGUUAUCUUGAAUGAGCAGACUAAAGUACAUAGCUUGGAUGAAACUACACUUUCAGCAUUGAACGCAAGGGACUUAAAACUAACAUUGGGUGAGGAUGUUAGUUUUGAGCAGUUCUUGAGAAAAAGAGAUGAACCUGAAUCCGUUAGUUCAGACAUUAGUGAGCAAGGCAGUAUUCAUUUGGAGCCUUUGACUCCCUCAGAGGUACUCGAGCAUGAAGCUACUGAAAUUCUUCAAAAAGGUAAUGUUGCACCGUCAUCAAAGCAAGCUGGACAACUCUCUGAACAAACAGAUGAGACUUCUAAAGAAAGCAGUCCCAACAGAAUGGAAACAGCUGUAAACAAGACAGAUGAAAAUGAAGCAAGCUGAAAUUAUGUUAAAUUUAUUGUUUGUUAUAAACAAUGGUAAGAACACCAUGGACCAUUCCUGAUGAGUGUGCUCAUGGGUGCUAAUUAUUAAAAAUUUUAAAAAAGCGGGUGGGGAGAGUGAGGAGAGGAAAAGACACUAAGGGGGAAGUUCUGCGUAUGAAGAUAGCAUGUAUGUGUAUGUACAACUGAAUUAACUGAAUUUACAGAAGAUAACACAUUUUAAUAUACUUCCUGUCUCUUAGAUAUCAUAUCUUAUUACAUGGACAUUUGAAACGAGGAAUAAAUUCUAAUUUUUAUAGUUAACUAGCCUGGGAUAAGGUGAUUUGUUUGCCAAGAAAAUAUUUUUUUAAAACCUUCAGUGUGAAUAUCAUUGAAGAGUGGAAUUCCGUAUGAAUUCACUUCUGAUGCUGAAAUGGAGCACACUUGUAAUGAUGGUUAUUGGUUUGCUGGUAAUUUGGAUAAACAUAAACCUUUGGACUUGGUGUCACAUUCCUGUCUGUAAAAGCAUGUAAACAGAAUUAUAUGAAUCUAUGCACCUCUGUACAGGUGUAAUCCUGCCAGGCUGUAAGCUUACCUUAAUAAACUUUCAGUGAAAGUGGAAUUAUUACAAUAAAAAUAUAUAUUUGUGGGGUUUUCAGUGUGCAGGCUGUGCAGAAAUACCGAAUAUAAUUGUAUGAAGUAGAACAUACUGCUGAAAGUACUGUAGCUGUUAGGCUUUUACCAUUGCUUUAAUUAUUCUUAGCCGUAGACCCAUAGGAAUGGUCUGUAAGUCACACCAAAGUAUGGUUUAAUGUAAAAACUGUUUUAAGCAAAACGAAGGAAAACCCCAAACUGGAAACACCAAUUGGCAUGCACUCUGCCAUUUUGCAGCUGCUACUGGCUAACUGUUACAAAAAGGACACAAGGACAUAUAAAGUAGAAUUGUACAGUUCAAUUUCAGGACUUUUUGUAGUCUAAAUUGUGUACAGAAAGAUGGCUGCUGAUUUUGGUUUGUUUUUUUGAUUUUUUUUUUGUCUUCUAGUUAGCAGCUAGAUGUAGGAAUGCAUAUGCUUAAUGGUAGCUUGCUCUUAGGACUUCAUUUCUCCAUUUGAAACAUUCAGAAUGUGCUUUUGACUUACAGUUUUGUUUCUAAUGAAUGUUAAAUGUUUUGAACAGCUGUUAAAGUACUGCUGUAAAUUAUUACUUUUUGAGUAAAUAUUUGCAACAAAAUUUUGUCUUUGUGCAUAAUUUUAUGCUCAUCUUGAAACUUUGGGCAUAGUCUUCCCACAUUUUUUUAAAAAAGCUUUACUGUCAGUUCCCAAAAACUGUUUCAUUGUAAAAUUGUGAGUUUGAGACUUAUAUGGGUUUUUUUGGCUGGUUGGUUUUGGGUUUUUUUAGAAUUAAAUGAGCAAGUGCCUAUGCAUAAACAUAUUUUUGUAGCACUGUACUGUGGUAAAAAGUGGUAAUUUUUCCAGAUUAUAUAGAGAUUUUUCUGGGCUGUCAGCAUGCAACUGAAGUCUACUUUGUCCUCCUAGGUUAACUGGGCUCAGCUGCUAAAUGAGUCUAAACAGCAACAGUACUAAAAUUUAGAGACCAUCUAGCUUGUUUUUGGAGCCUCUAAAAAAACCACGUUAAUCUGAACAUCUCAAAAAUUGCUUCAAACUCUAAAGAGGUAUAUGACUUAAAUUUUGAAUUGCACCUUAGUUUUCAUCCACACAGGUUUAGAAGACUUUUCAAAAGAAAAGUGGAACAGUUUACUUAGUCACAGCUCUUCAAGAUUUACUGCUUUUAAGAACUUCAAAUAACAAGACACGUGAAAAAGCUGAGAGCAGUAACUUGUAGUAUUCUUUUGUUCUUUAAAGAUUUUAGUGAAAUUGUUAACUCUAAGUUAACAGUCUGAUGUCUUCAUGCAUAUAUACAUGGAAGAUGUAUAACUAGAUGAACUAAAAUUCAUUACAGUUUUUCCCAUGUUAGGUAAUGCAUUUGCUGAAUAAACACUGUAGGAGACUGCAUAA
This is a messenger RNA of Tyto alba (common barn owl), 5210 nucleotides long. RefSeq names its product zinc finger protein 280D (gene ZNF280D). The transcript is spliced from 19 exons. Lineage: Eukaryota; Metazoa; Chordata; Aves; Strigiformes; Tytonidae. The record is from RefSeq and is a predicted model, not a curated record. The coding region runs from base 146 to 3217 and encodes 1023 amino acids. Gene Ontology annotation, biological process: regulation of DNA-templated transcription. Gene Ontology annotation, molecular function: DNA-binding transcription factor activity, RNA polymerase II-specific; RNA polymerase II cis-regulatory region sequence-specific DNA binding.